AUGGAGGUAUUUGAGAUUUUUAUUAUUAGAUAUAUCAAUUAUAUUAAUAUUUGGUCAAUAGAGUUAACCAGCCAAAACUUUUACCAAGAAUUUAGGGAUGGAAUUUUACUUGUGAAUUUAUUGAAACAAUGGUCAAGUUUGUAUGGCUAUAAUAAUACUGAAGGUGAUUUGGUGAUAUAUAAAAGGCCAUUAAACAGAUCUCAAGCACUUAAUAAUAUUAAUUUAUGUAUAAAUUUUAUAUUAAAUCCACCAGAAAAAAGUCAAUUGCCCGAAUAUUUAAGCGGAGAGAAUGAAUUAAUAAAAGCUGAAGAAAUAUAUGAUAUGAAUGAAAAGAAUGUGAUUAGAUUUAUUAGUACUAUAUUUCAUCAUUAUUUGAUUCCAUAUUUACGGGUUAAUUCAAAAAUAAUAAUAAAUAACAUGAAUGAGUACUUAAUAUUACAUGGUUUAUCACUAUCAAAUGAAACAAUUAGAAACUUUUAUAAAAUGAUUAUGAAAAAGAACAUUAAUCAGAUAAAGGAUGAUGAAUUGUUGGAAAGAAUAGAAAGUUGGAAUAAAUAUUUGAGUUUAAACAUGGAAGAAAUAAAUGAUCAGGAGAAAAAUAAUAGUAAUUUAAUCAUGUUAAAUAACGAAAAAGAGGAGGAAAAAGAACAAGUUUAUGUGAAUAAUUUUAACUACGUCAAAAUGGAGCAAAUUAAUAGUAAAACAAAUAAUGAUGGAAAAUAUUUUGAACCAAAAUAUAUUAACUCAUUACAAUGCGAUAUUACUUCAAAUGGUUUUAUAUUAAUAAUGAUCAUGUUAUAUCAAAUGGGGUGGAUAGAUACUGCAAUUUUAUGCCAGAUGUAUUAUGUACCAAAAACAUUAGAGGAGUUUAAAUGGAAUCAUGAAAUAGUUUACUAUUCUUUUCAAACUAUAAAUAAAUAUUUGAAUAUACAAAAAGAAGUAUCAAUAGUUAAACAGCAUUCUUUAAUUAAACAAUUUGAAAACAAUUUUUUAAUUGAUGAGAGUGAAAGUGAUGAUGAAACCAUGAAUAAUAUUACUAAUUGUGAAAUACCAUUUAUAUUAGUACCACUUUCAAGUUUAUAUAUGGAAAAUUUUUCACCUUAUGUAUUAUUACUACAAAUUGAAAUAUUAUAUAAUUUACUAACACAACAAAUUGAUAGUAAUUAUGAUUUUACAUCAUAUAGUUCAAAUAGAUUGGCAGUAUAUGGCCCAUAUCAGCCAAUAAGUCUGGAAUUAUUGGAUGAACUGACAUACAAGGAUGAUUAUCCAUUGAAUUGGACUAUGGGUAAAUAUGAAAAUAAUAUUUCUGAAGAUCAGCAAGAAGGAAUUGCUCAAGAAGAAUAUGAAAAUGAGGAGAGAGAUUAUGAUCAAGACGAGAAUAUUUUAGUAAUGGAAAAUUAUAAGGAUAAUCAAUUAUUGGGUGUAGAUAUGGUGAAAAACAAGAGUUUUACUGAUAAAAAUACUUCAAAAAUUAGUAAGGACAAUCUAGCUAGAAUAGAAGCAUUGAUAAAUGAAUCAAAUAUGAAGAAUUUUAAUGAUAAGGCUUUUGAUAAUAAUAAAAGGGAAAGACUAGCAAAUAAUAUAGAUGGAAAAGAUAACGAUAAUGAUAAUGAUGAUGAUUAUGUUGUUGGUUCAAUGUAUGAAUAUUUACAAGAUAAAGAAAAAGAAAUUGAUGUUGAAAAUAGAGUGUUAAAUUUAUAUGAGAAUAAUGUAGAAGAAACGGAGUAUGAUAUAGGAUAUAAUUACAAUGUUAAUAAUAGAGAAGAAAGAAAUUAUACUGAAAAUACUGGUAACAGUAACAAGAAAACUAAUAUUAGUGAUAAUAAUAAUCAUCAUCAUUCUAAUAAAAAAAUAAAUCCAAUUUUAGAAGGUGAAAUGGACCAAAUGUUUACUGGUUUGGAGAAGGAGCUUGAAAUUUUGAAGAUAUAUGACGAAAAUAAUUAUAAUGAAAAUUCAUCAAAUAAUGAAAAUAAGAAAAGUCAAAAUAAUAACAUUAAUGUUGCAAAAAUAUUUCAAGAGAAAAUGAUGAGUAAUACCAAAGAGUUUAAAGAAAAGUUCUCACAUAUAUUGACUAAAGAAGGAAAUCAACGAAUUAAGGUUAAACCAUCAAUAUCAAGAACAGCAUUAGAAGAACAACAGAAAAAAAUCCUUGGAAUGGUAGAUAAUGACGAUGAUUAUACUUCAAAGGUCUUUGAUAUAACAAGAAAACAAAGUGAUGGUGUAAUGGAAAAAAUUUCAACAGCUAUAAGUGAAAACAAUAAAUUAUUAGAAAAAUUAAAGAUGAGUAUGAAUGUAAAUAAUAAUAAUUCUCAUAGUGAAAAUAAACUCGAGUUAUUUAAACCUAAUGAAAAUAGUAAAAGUAUUAUAUCAAAUCCGAAAGAAUCAAAAGAAAAUAAUAAUGAAUUGAAUAAUGGAAUUAAUGAGAUAAUAACACAAAAGUUUGACAGUUUUCAAGAAACUUUAUCUAAUUCAAAAUCACCAACUACUUCAGAAAGUAAUAGUAAAGAUGAUUUAAAAGAUAAUUUCAAUGUACCAAUCAAAAGAGUUUCUAGGAAAAAAAAGGUAAAUAAAGUUAGCUUUAGUGAUCUCGUUCAAAUGGAGGUUGAAAGAACUGCUGUAAAGAGCUAA
Molecule: messenger RNA, 2628 nt
Organism: Cryptosporidium ubiquitum
Lineage: Eukaryota; Apicomplexa; Conoidasida; Eucoccidiorida; Cryptosporidiidae
Exons: 1
Coding region: 1-2628 (875 amino acids)
Molecular function (GO): protein binding
Source: RefSeq, a predicted model, not a curated record